Molecule: messenger RNA, 3927 nt
Organism: Oncorhynchus keta (chum salmon)
Lineage: Eukaryota; Metazoa; Chordata; Actinopteri; Salmoniformes; Salmonidae
Product: zinc finger protein 629-like
Exons: 4
Coding region: 405-3017 (870 amino acids)
Biological process (GO): regulation of transcription by RNA polymerase II
Cellular component (GO): nucleus
Molecular function (GO): RNA polymerase II cis-regulatory region sequence-specific DNA binding; DNA-binding transcription factor activity, RNA polymerase II-specific
Source: RefSeq, a predicted model, not a curated record
UAUCCAUGAUGAGGCCUCAAUCUAGCUCUAUGACAACUCCGAUAUAGUCGAUAUUUCUAAAUUGACGAAAUGUCACAUGCGUUUACUUAUAUCAGUGCAUGCAUAACAAGCUAACCAUUACGACACGUCUAUUGUAUCAAUAUAGUAUUGUAUUUACCUCACAUAGCAAAUUAACAAUUCCAUUUUCCGUUGACCUGCAUACAAAAAUUCCUCACGUCGUGGGCAGAUUUUGGUUGGAGUAAAAGCUCUCGCUUCACCUUUUCCUCUCUGUAGCUGCACAUGUAACUACGCGAUUCACAUUGUUGCUAGCAUAUUUAAACCAAAUUAUUAGCAUAUUACUUAGAUACAAAGUUUAAAUCAUCCGCAGAAGUCAGACUCUGUUUAGUUUUCGCAAACGUUUGAGAAUGUUGAGCAGUGUUUCUCUCCGGGCUCAGAUCGCGUCCAUCAUAGAGGUACUUUCUAAAACUGCAGUUUCAGAAAUUAGCAAAGUAGUCGACGAUGGCAUAGUUGUGUUACGUGUGGAAAUGUGUCGACGGGAAAAUGAAAUCAACGUCCUGAAAAAUAAUGUACAACAACUUGACAGCGAGCUUCGAAGAGCUCGAGGGAUUAAUGCUCGAAGACGCAUUCAUCAUGGUCGAUCAGUUGCUGCUGAGAAUUUUAGGAGAGGGCCUGGUAAAAGUGGUACCACUUGUGAGGGGAAGACCUCGCUUGAAAAACUGCAGCCUGAGGAAGAUUUUAAUGAAAAGGAUGAAGGAGUUGGACCUGCAGACGAGAUUCUGGUGAAGACUGAGCCAGGAGGAGAGGGUCAACAGGAAGAGCAGACUACAGGGAUAAAAGACAAGGAAGCGUCACGCAGCAGUGUUUUCUUUCCAGGGAAACCAUAUUUAGAGUCAGACGUCAGAGAGGAUAUGAUUUUACAGCUCAGACGGCAGCAACGCCAUCGGCAGUCAGACGCGCUCAGGAGAACAAGCAACGCCACAGUACAGUCAAACCCAGACCCUCAAUGUGUAUUGGGUUCUGACCCAAAUUAUAACACGACAAGGAGAGCGAGCAACCGAAUAUUUUGUCAGGUUAAGAAACACUUCAUUUGCACACUGUGUGGAAAGAGUUUUGAACGUUACGGCCAUCUUGAAAGACAUCUGCGAAUUCAUACGGGUGAGAAACCGUACAGUUGUGACAUAUGUGGAAGGUGUUUCAACCAGAAGGGUAGCCUCAAAGGACAUCUGAAGACUCACAGAGUAUCGAUGGACGGACUAGCUAACAGUGAAGAGAAGCCUCUCCUGGAUGGACGUCAGUCUGAGGAAGAACAGAUGAACGAGAAGGACGAAGUGUUCCAAACUGCUCCUCAGAUGCCCAUGAAGUCUGAGCCAGGGGAGGAGAAGGAUGCAUUCCAGACACUAGAUCAUAAAGCAGGAGAACAGACUGCAGGAAGAGCAGAACAGCAACUGGAUGAUGACUUGUCAACGUACGAGAGAGACGGCCGGCCGUGGAUGUCCAGUUCACAAGCAGACAACGAUAUGGAGACGAGCAAUUCAGAAUAUUUCAGCAGUUCAGGUCAGAACUCCAAGUGUCUCACUGAUCACUCUCCUGUACUUCCUGUCCCAGGAAGGGUGGAGGUGUCAUGUAGCAGUGCUUCAUCUCCAGGGAAACCAUAUGUAGAUGUCAGCGAGGAUAUGAUUUUACAGCUCAGACAGCAACAUUAUGGACCUUCAGACACACUCUUGAUAGCAAGUGACGGUACAGUACAGCCAAACUCGCAGGUCACGGACGGGGCUUCUCUGAACCAUCCUCCCAUCUUCUCCAGUUGUCCGGAAAGGAAUGUGAAAACCUUCCAAGGAGUCACCAAGGACAAGAAGUGCUUCAUCUGCUCGUUCUGUGGGAAGGUUUUUGAGCGUGUUGGUCAUCUGGAAAGGCACCAGCGAAUUCAUACGGGUGAGAAACCGUAUAGUUGUGACAUAUGUGGAAGGUGUUUCAACCAGAAGAGUAGCCUCAAAGGACAUCUGAAGACUCACAGAGCAGACGAUGCUGACAUGCUAACGGGACAAUCUCUGCUUGAUGAUACGAAGCCUGACUUUUAUCCUAGACCCUCGGAGAACCCAGGGGAACCGAGGGAUCAGCCCUCACCUGGUGAAGCACAGCCUAGCUCCGGGCACAGUGAGGAGGAGGAGGGCAGGGGGCAGGGGUUGGUGGGGGGAGCAGAGAAAGAGAAGCAGUUUGAAUCCCAGAUACUCAGUCAGUCAGGACCUCAACACCAACAAAGUACAGAGCGACAAGGUUACCAGGACGACCCAGAGUAUGUCAUGGAUGAGAGGGAGAGUCAGCUGUGUAGAUCUUUCACAGAGAGGCACAGUGAUGAGAGGGAGAGUCAGCUGUGUAGAUCUUUCACAGAGAGGCACAGUGAUAUGGAGUCUGGAUCACUAAAUCCAGGUUGCUCCUCCGAUGCGACAAAGCAGCAGAACUCCCAUCCUGUUUCACCCAGUGUCAAAUACCAUCACAGUCCUUUUGAUGGACUGCAGCACCACCACGGGUUCUAUACGUCAGCUUCUAGAGAGGUGGAACUUCAACACUUGUCUUUUCAGCAUGAGAAAGACAAGUUGGAUGUGAUUGAGCAAGAGCAGUAUGCAGGGGUGGUUCUACAUGCAAGGAACAGGGAGGAUGGUGAUGGAACAGUACUACCUAGGUUUCAGGACCGGGUACCACCGUCACCACUACCUGUAGAGGAGGAAACGUCAAUGAGAGCGUACAUCACAGAACCAAACUACAGUCAAGAGGGGAUUUUAUUUGCCCUUGGCAUAGACAGUUUUGACAGUACAGAGGGAACCAGUGCCACUACAGACGACACAGGAAAUAGAUGUUUCAUAUGCUCCUUCUGUGGAAAGAGUUUUGAUCGCCAUAGUCAUUUUGAAAGACACCUGCACACUCAUACUGGUGAGAAGCCCUACAGCUGUGAGAUAUGUGGUAAGACUUUCACUCAGAAGAGCAGCCUGAAAGCUCAUCAGAGACUUCAUACAGGUUAAUCAAGGGCCAAAGAGUCUUAUGUGUGUUCCAAAUGGCACCCUAUUCCUUAUUUAGUGCACUACUUUUUAGGGUAUGAAUUGCCAUUUGGGGGACACACUUACUGAAAGUUGUUUUAAAAGGAACAAUUGAGUAGUUCUUUGUUUUAAUGUCAUCAGGUAUCAUCUCUCUCAUAAUGUAAAAGUGUUUUUAAGAAAAACUUUUCUGCAUCAACCUUAUGGAUCAUUUAUCCAAUUUAACAUGUAAGCUACAUAUCCAUUUUUGUUUGUUUGUGAAGACCUUGAUGGUAGGGUUGCCUCUUUAACCCUUGAUCAUGACUCUGUUGCAUUACAUUACACAUGAGUCAUUGGAUUAAGCGUCUUCUGUUCGGGGAAGUUUUAAGAGCCCAGACAUCCGGUCUGAACAUUACCACGUGUCGCUUGUGGUACAGUUUUGGAAGCAUAAGGAUCAUAUCAGUGAGAAAAUACAUUUUUAAAAGUUAAAUUGAUACCUUUUUUUAUAGGGUUAGUGUUUCCACAAGGCUGAUUAGUGAUGAUCUCCUAACACCUGUGUGUAAAUGGAUGCCACCACAAACACAGAAAAAUACUGUCUUCUGCAACUGUAGAGAGUUUAUGUAUCUAGAACCAACUGCUGCAAUUGAGAAUAGAUUCACGUUUAGAUGGCGUGUUUGUCUGUUUUGGCUUCCAGACCCAAUUCGCCUCUAAACAGAACAUCCUUGGACAAUAAGCAGUAAAGUUAGGCUGUGUUAGUUCAUCAUUGGGCUAGUAGGUUGUAGUUCAAAUGAUUGAGUUUUUUACUCUUGCUAUCUUAACCCAGGAAAAUCAACCUCAUUUAUUUUUGCUUUGAUUUGUUUUUGUGGGGGGUUUCUGCUUGUGGAUUUCUGAAAUAAAUGUAAAAUUGUGAACGUCUCAA